AUGUUCAAGUCAAAGUUGCAAGAAUUGUGUCACCAGAAAAAAUGGGCUCUGCCAAUAUAUUCAUGCAUCAAGGAUGGAGCAGAGCAUAGCCCACAAUUCAAAGCUUCAGUUGUUGUUAAUGGCAUCAACUUUGAUUCACCUAGCAUUUCUAAGUCCUUGAAAGAAGCACAUAAUGAGGCUGCUAAAUUGGCUUUCCUCCACUUCACUUCUGAUGAAAAAGCUAUUGUUGAAGGAUCAAAGACUGAACGAAGGUUGAAGGGCAGAGAUAUUAAUUCAAAUGCUUUGAGCAAUGAAGCUGGUCCAGACAUCGAACAAGCACUGAAGGAUGGGGCUAUAAAUAGUAGCGAAGAUGAAGUGCAACAAAAUUACAAGAGGAAGCUGCAGAAGUAUGCUCAGACAAAGAAACUUGAUUUUCCUUUAUACCGUACUAAGAGAGUGGAGCAAUCUGAUGCUCUUUGCUUCACAGCGAAAGUUUUAGUUGGUGAAGAUAUCUUUGAAAGUCCAGGAUUCUAUGAGACUACAAAAGAUGCAGAGGAUGCUGCUGCACAGGCUGCACUAACAUCGCUGACAAUGGAUGCCUUUCGCAAGAGUGAUGAUAAUAUGUACAAGAAUCUGCUGCAAGAAUUUGCUCAGGAGAAUGGGUUUUUCUUGCCAAAAUACAAAACUAUGAAAUCUGGUGAGGAUCAUAAGUCAACAUUCUUCUCAACUGUGGAAGUAGGAGGAGAAAUUUUCCAUGGGAAUCCGGAGAAGUCCAAGAAGCUGGCAGAGUUUAGUGCUGCAAAGAUUGCACACACUGCUUUAAUGCAGGGAAAAUCCUGUUUGUUGGAUGACAAUACAUCUCUUUCCUCAAAGGAUGACAUUCUUGAAGUUGCUCCUAGCUUGGACUCACUCACCAUUGGUGAUCAGCAAAGGAACUCCAAUCCUGGAACUCAGGCUGAUGAAAGCAAAGAUUCUUCAAGCAAGAAGACUACAGAAGAUAUCAAUACAUACCUGCUAUGUAACAGGGUCAGAGUGUAUACAUGCAUUCCAGAGAUGAUCUUUUCCAAGGGCAAUGUAGCACUACCAAUUGCUGAGGGCAAGUGGGCAGUCGUGAACUUGGAGUUCCCCAAUGAAAAAGAUGCAUAACCAUUACUUCCUAUUAUGUAACUUGGUAUAAUUAAUUUCUGUUACUAUCUAAUUAUUCAAGUGAAACUAACCGCAGUUCAAACAAUUUGACUGAUAAUUUGAUAUGCAGCAUAUGCGCUGCAAUCUGCAUUUCAAAACAAUGAAUAUUUGCUCAGAUGGAUGAGACUAAAAUAGGCCCAAGUUGCAGAGAGGAUAUACAUUAAGUGCAUUUUCUGAUAUAUUGUGCAUUUGCCAAAACCAAGAUGCUCUUGAACUUCUUGCAAUUAGGGAACAGCUUUAUGCCUUUUGCAUCAACAUGACAUAUCUUUUGUGCAGACUUAGGUAAAGUUUGCAGAAAAUAAAAACAAACAAUGGUCCUU
Molecule: messenger RNA, 1484 nt
Organism: Coffea arabica (coffee)
Lineage: Eukaryota; Viridiplantae; Streptophyta; Magnoliopsida; Gentianales; Rubiaceae
Source: RefSeq, a predicted model, not a curated record